GUAAAUAACCACAGGGCGAUUUCCCGUUUCCGAAGAAGACGCUGUACUCGACGUCAUCGCGUACAACGUGUAGUAGCGCUGAAGCAACAUGGCUAUGAAUGGAGAUGAUGAAGACUUCGAGUGGGAGCCCCCCACCGAGGCGGAGAUGAAGGUGAUACAGGCACGGCGAGAGAGGCAGGAUAAGAUCAGUAAACUGAUGGGAGACUACCUGCUCAAAGGAUACAAGAUGCUGGGAGACUGUUGUGACGUGUGCGGGACCAUUCUUCUUCAGGACCGCCUGCAGAAAAACUACUGCGUCUCGUGUCAGGAGCUGGACUCUGAUAUAGACAAGGACAACCCUGCGCUGAACGCUCAGGCGGCUUUGUCUCAGGUGAGAGAACGGCAGCUGGCGUCCAUGUCGCCGACUCCAUCUCAGACCGCAGAACUGAACGGGGGACCCACCACCAGCAGCAGCACCACCAGCCUUCCCAGUGGGUCAGUACCUCAGCCCAGACCGGAGCACUGUGAGGGCGCCGCUGCAGGCGGAAGAGCCGUCUUGCCUCCAGCCGUGGUGCCGUGUCCUGCGACGCCCUCCGUCACGGCCACCCUGCCGCCCACUCGACCGCCCAUCUCUCCACCGAACACCGCCCUCCGACCUGUCCUGCAGGAUGCAGAGGACGCCGUCCUCACCAAAAUGCGUUGGGCCACCACUCAGCUGCAGAGUUCGGCCUGCCUGGAGUCCAGCAUCCAGCUGUGCAGCCUCAUUUCCAGCUGCGCCAACUCGCUGAGGAGCCUGAGGGAGCUCAGCCAGUAACCUCGGCUGAACGGCUGAAUGCUGGUCCUGCUUCAGCUCGUUUCAGAUUAUUGACUCUGGUUUGUUCACAUUAUUGAGUCCUCGCAUGGGUUUGUGCGCAGGAUCGGUCCGAACAUGCACUUAAAACAGGAUCAAACGUGGAAUACAAUGUUACGUCAUGACUCCGACAACACGGGGAGAUCAGGUUAGUAUUAGUAUCAGUUAGAAUGAUUUCCUGUCAUUAAUGCAGCCAUUUUAAACUUUCUUAGAAAAUGCAUCGGUGUGUCAAACACCGGGAAUCAAGUUGCGUCACAAACGCUUCUGAGAAUCGUAGUCCGCUCACAGCCUGUGGCUUAAUCAAGCAUGUGAUCCAAAUAAAGUGCUCGUCACCAUAUAGAAACCAUGUGUCCGCACAUCAGGCCGCUCGAUUGGUUUGAUGGUCCAGCUGUUGUGAACGGUGGAGCUUUUGCCUUGUAAAUAUCUAACCGUCAGGACGAGUGACGCUGUUUUCUGUACAGCCAUUACAUUAGAAAAUAUGAGCUCGUGUUCGUGAUAAGAGACGAGUCGGUUCCUGCUUUUCUUUCCACACGAUGGCCCCAAAUUUUCCUCCUUCCCUCUUCCAGACCUGCCUGGAAACAAUAAACAAAGAUACAUCAUG
Synchiropus splendidus (mandarinfish) is the source of this 1430-nucleotide messenger RNA. It is a transcript of the gene znrd2, whose product is annotated as zinc ribbon domain containing 2. The record is from RefSeq and is a predicted model, not a curated record. Bases 89 to 793 code for a protein of 234 amino acids. The transcript is spliced from 4 exons. NCBI's taxonomy places the organism in Eukaryota, Metazoa, Chordata, Actinopteri, Syngnathiformes, Callionymidae.